Chrysoperla carnea is the source of this 786-nucleotide messenger RNA. RefSeq lists its product as uncharacterized. The transcript has 3 exons. NCBI's taxonomy places the organism in Eukaryota, Metazoa, Arthropoda, Insecta, Neuroptera, Chrysopidae. The record is from RefSeq and is a predicted model, not a curated record. The coding region runs from base 1 to 786 and encodes 261 amino acids.
AUGGCAAAGUGUAAAAUAGUAUUUUUAUUAUUUGGUUUAGCCGCAUUCAGUGUUGCAUCACCUGCAAAACCAAGUUUCUGGAAGGGUACACCGUUAGACACAGCCGUGGAAUCAAUGCGAUCAGACUGUGCGAAUAAUGAUGAAAUUGCUUGUAUGAAAUAUAAAGUGAUGUCCUUGUUGGAUACAGUUUUCAAAAAAGAUUCAUACCAGUUGACCGAAGACAUUUCUGUGGUUCGCAACGCCGCUCCAGUAAAUGAAGUUUCGGGCCGUAGUGAUGGUGAUUUCUUAGAUACAAUUGAAUCUUAUAUUCGUAGUCACGAUGUGUCUUUCAAACUACCAAUUGUCGGUGGUGAAGUCACUGUACAACCACGUAAUUUAGAUCAAGAUGAAUUCAAUGUGAAUGUCAAAUUAAAUGAUUCUGCUGAUGAAGCCAAAGGUGCCGCUCGUCGUUCCAAAUUGAAGAAAAUCAUUGUACCAAUCCUAGUCUUCGUUUUAUUGAAAGCUUUAACAGUUGUACCUCUCGCAUUAGGAGUCUUGGGUCUUAAAGCAUGGAACGCACUUCAAUUAUCUUUCUUCUCAUUCGUUGUAUCCGUUGCAUUGGCUAUUUUCCAAUUAUGUAAGAAAAUUGCUGCCGAUAAUGCACAUCCACCAACCAUUGCCGCUCAUGGAUGGGAUGCCGCCGCUCAACAGUAUUAUCAAGCACGUGCAUUCGAAAGUCAACCCGCUAUGGAAAUUCCAGUCAGUAAUGUUGAUGCACAAAGUAUGGCAUAUGCUGCAUACAAUUAA